UCUCAUUACCUGUUAUAGUGCUCCUCUUCAGGAGGACAGCCCAGGGCCUGCGCAACGAGUGGAGGCUUGCAUUCAAAUGGCUGACGCGUCUUCGUCUCUCCAGAGCGGCUAUGACUUGGUUUCUCGUCAGUAUCACAAUCUGAACAUGUCAGUCAAGCUCUGACAUGCAUACAGGGCUACGCGCUGAACUGCUAGAAGAGUCCAAGGCUCGCACCCAAGCGGAAGGAGCUGUUUUGCAAGGACAUAUCACGCGGGAAAAGCUCGAAAAAGAACUUGCAGAAUUACGCUAUACUCAGACCGUCAUACAGCAGCAGUAUGCCGCCGCUCAGGUGUGGACCUCGCAAAUCGCAGCCUACUACGAGGAUGUGAAACGUCAGACCGAGGCAGCCGCAGCCCAAGAGCGCGAGGAACGCACGCAGCUCCAAAAGCUGCUCGACGAGGAGCGAGCUAAUGUUCAGCGGCUCAAGGCGCGGUUUAACGAAGAGAAGUCUGAGCGGCUGCGCCUUGUGCAUAUGCUCGAGAUCGAGACUAUCAGCCGUAACCGUAUGGAGCAGCUACUCGACUCUCGGACAAAGGGGUAUCAGGCCGAACAGCAUGCGCUCUCUGACGCGAAUGCCGCAAAGGGUGCACUGGAGGAGGAAGUUGCGAAGCUGCGCGCCGCGCUCGACGCUGAGAUCCGGCGGUGCACAGGUCUAGAGGAGUCGCUGAAAGCAGAGAAGAAGCAGUCGCUGCAUCUCAGCAACUUGCUCAAAUGUAUCGAACGGGAGCGGCAGACACCGUUCUUGGUCCUGGCGAUCCUGGAUGUCUUCACGCUCAUCUCAGGCAUCACCGAUAGCGUCCUCGGCGACACCGCACCGUGAGGCACCUUGUACUCUUUUAUUUUGGUCCGUUCUGCAUGGCUUCAUCCCAUCCUUUCUCAGCAUAUUCAUUCCCCUCUGUUUGCAGUCCGUGAAGCUUGAAGCCUUCUGGCCGCUACCUUCACCUCCUAAUACCCUUUUCCGCCUCACCAACAUUUGGAGCAACAACAUACAACAGCAUAGAGUAAUUACUGUAAUUAGUUUGACAACUAUCCGCUUGUAUCACACCCAAACACGCCCGACUUCC
Phanerochaete carnosa HHB-10118-sp is the source of this 1104-nucleotide messenger RNA. RefSeq lists its product as uncharacterized. The record is from RefSeq and is a predicted model, not a curated record. Bases 165 to 860 code for a protein of 231 amino acids. The transcript has a single exon. Lineage: Eukaryota; Fungi; Basidiomycota; Agaricomycetes; Polyporales; Phanerochaetaceae.